UCGUAAUGGAAGUGCCCUCAUCAGACACAACUCAAGCUGACUCUAUCGGGUCGGUUAUUGAUGAUGAGGAAGCUCCUGAUGUCGUCUUGGCAUGUACGGAGGUCUGGGCACCUCUACUGGAAGGGCUGGCAAUAGAGUGUUCAGUUAUCGAUAUCGAUCAGGACUUCGUAGACUACCUCAAUGAGGAUGGUCUUGAUGGUGGAGGCUUGGUCAUGGGUAGGAGGGACUCUGAUAGUGAUAGCGAUUGGGAAUAUGAUGGGCCUGAUUCGUAUCCUACCGGCUCAACCUUGGCAGAAAGAUUCCCUGUCUUGAACACGCGUGUUGAGGAGGCUAUCGGAGGAUUCGGGGGUUUCGCCUUUCCUAAGUUGUCCUGGUCGGCCCCGACUGAUGCUGAAUGGGUUCGAGGCCCUGAUGGGAUGAAGUGCCGCAACUUGGAUGAAAUUACUGUUCUGUUGAAGGCGAGUGACUUCGCACAAUUCGACCUCCAACGACUGGCGAUUCCCGAAAGUCAACGACAACUCGUGCCUUUGCCCAAGUUGAUUUUGAAGCCCUUUAUUGAGCCCUUCCACGAGACGCUGGAGUUUAGGUGUUUCGUGAGGGGUGGGACAUUACGAGCGUUGUGUCCGAGGCAUCUUACUGGUCAUUUGCCAUUCUUAUACGAUAUGAUGUAUGGUCAAGAGCAGGGGCUUGAAGAGUUGCGUCGGUUUAUUGAUGAUCAAGUAAUGAGACGCUUAUCGAGUGGAGACUAUGAUAAGGUCGUCAUUGAUGUGUAUAAGCAUAGGAAGAGGUAUGUUGUGGUCGAUUUGGCCCCGUGGGAUGAGGAGCUUACUGACCCGCUGUUGUACACUUGGGAGGAGCUUGAGGAGUUUGAUGGGGAUGUAGAGUGGCGUGAGGUCCCUAAAGGGGCGAUGCCGACUAACCCAAGUGCAGUGCGGAAACGAGCUUCUCGCAUGCCAGUGGAAGUCGCUCAGCAGCUGCUAUUACAUGGUGGAGAUGUGGAGAAGUUGGUCGAUUCAUUACGUUAA
Perkinsus marinus ATCC 50983 is the source of this 1025-nucleotide messenger RNA. Its product is annotated as Cell division cycle protein, putative. The record is from RefSeq and is a predicted model, not a curated record. Lineage: Eukaryota; Perkinsozoa; Perkinsida; Perkinsidae. Bases 6 to 1025 code for a protein of 339 amino acids. The transcript has 2 exons. Gene Ontology annotation, cellular component: cytoplasm.